CCUGACACCCCCAACAUUCCCUGCCCCCCCUCCUCCCUCCCUCCCUAGCUGUGUCCUGCCUAGCGGUAUCAAUACCUGGCUGCAGCUCACCACCCACCAACCACACCACACCAGAGUUCCCAGCUCCCAUAUAACCACUGAUCAGCAGCAACUCAAGGCUGGCUGGGGAAGUUCAGAGUGCGGCUACACCAUAGUAUACCUCUGUAGGCAGAUCAGUGUGUCGUUGCAGAGGAGGGAAGAGGACCAGCCAUGGCGACCUCCUUCCAGGGGACGACCACCAAGUGCACCGCCUGCGACAAGACGGUGUACCUCGUCGACAAGCUCACCGCCGACAACCGCAUCUACCACAAGGCCUGCUUCCGCUGCCACCACUGCAAGGGCACCCUCAAGCUUGCCAACUACAACUCCUUCGAGGGAGUGCUCUACUGCAGGCCUCACUUCGACCAGCUGUUCAAGAGGACCGGGAGUUUGGACAAGAGCUUCGAAGGUAUCAUCAGUUUUUUUUCCCCCUCCCCUUUCGCAAUACAAAAUAGAUCCAGUGGUUCUUGCAUGUCCUCACCUACAAAUGCUUCAGGAACUCCAAAGGUUGUCAAGCCAGAAAGAAACGUUGGGAAUGAGAAUGCUGUUAAAGUCUCAAGCGCCUUUGCUGGCACCAGAGAGAAAUGUGUUGGAUGCAGCAAGACAGUCUAUCCAAUUGAGAGGGUUACUGUCAACAACACUAUGUAUCACAAGAGCUGCUUCAAGUGCUGCCAUGGAGGAUGCACCAUCAGCCCUUCUAACUACAUUGCGCACGAGGGGAAGCUCUACUGCAAGCACCACCACAUUCAGCUGAUCAAAGAGAAGGGAAACUUCAGCCAGCUUGAGAAUGAUCACGAGAAGACGUCACAGGCUGGGUCACUGGAGGAUGAAGAAGAGUAUUAAUCACUGAGCACUAUCACAGAUGAAUAAUUAAUCUUCUUGCAUUUGCUUAGAGCACUAUAUAUUUCUGUGGCAUGGUUCGAUUUCAAUUUUACCAAUGGAGCUCAUGUGCGUUCAGAGAACAAUGAAAUUAUCGUCUUGUAUCUGCAUGUAAACCUUUGUUAUCUUUGAGUCAAAUACUCUACCUGUUUCACCA
Sorghum bicolor (sorghum) is the source of this 1114-nucleotide messenger RNA. Its product is annotated as LIM domain-containing protein WLIM1. The coding region runs from base 250 to 921 and encodes 223 amino acids. Gene Ontology annotation, cellular component: actin cytoskeleton; plasma membrane. The record is from RefSeq and is a predicted model, not a curated record. The transcript is spliced from 4 exons. Gene Ontology annotation, biological process: actin filament bundle assembly. NCBI's taxonomy places the organism in Eukaryota, Viridiplantae, Streptophyta, Magnoliopsida, Poales, Poaceae. Gene Ontology annotation, molecular function: actin filament binding.